Messenger RNA from Microsporum canis CBS 113480, 1476 nucleotides. RefSeq names its product DEAD-box protein 3. NCBI's taxonomy places the organism in Eukaryota, Fungi, Ascomycota, Eurotiomycetes, Onygenales, Arthrodermataceae. Gene Ontology annotation, cellular component: nucleus. The transcript has 6 exons. The coding region runs from base 1 to 1476 and encodes 491 amino acids. The record is from RefSeq and is a predicted model, not a curated record. Gene Ontology annotation, molecular function: RNA binding; RNA helicase activity; ATP binding.
AUGUCUGUUACCAGCGCCGAGGUAGUCGUCGCGCCUCCUCGGGAGCCUCUCGACGAGAUGGCUGCUCUGGCCGCUGCUCUGCCUGGAGGCGAAGAGUCUGCUGCGAUGGCGCGUGAGAAGGGCUGGGUCGUGCCUCAGCGCUACAACUACGAGGCCUACAACGCCCUCAACAAGGACAUGGUUGCAGAUGCGCUGCCUUGGGCCUCUAACUCGGCCAAGUACGAGUGGAAAGAAGAAUACGGUGACGUUGGCCCUCCAAACGAGGAGCUGGAGCAGAUGCUCUUCAAGGACGAGUACAUUCCUCGCGUUGGAAAACUCCUAGAGAAGCUGAUGGGUAAAGCAAAGAAACUCGCUACCCCCCGCCCUGACCUGGGGAAUGGCUUCAAUGAAAGCUUGGAUGCCGUUCGCGCUGAACCUCUUGUUCUCGUAGUCGUUCCAACUCGCGAGUUAGCCACUCAGAUCUUUGAUGAGGCACGUCGUCUUUGCUACCGCUCUAUGCUGCGUCCAUGUGUUAUUUACGGAGGCGGACCAACCCGUGACCAGCGCACUGAGCUCCAGAAGGGUUGUGACAUCCUUAUUGCUACUCCCGGUCGCCUUAUCGACUUUAUGGAGAAACCCAAUGUCCUCUCUCUCUGUCGUGUCCGUUACACCAUCAUCGAUGAGGCUGAUGAGCUUCUCAAGGCCGAUUGGGAGGCAGAGUUUACUAAGAUCCUCGUUGGAGGAGACAUCAAUGAGGAUGCUGACCAUCGUUACAUGAUGUUCUCUGCUACGUUCAACAAGGGCUGUCGUCAGGUUGCUCUUAAGUACCUUGCCAACGACUAUGUUAGAAUCCGCAUCGGCCGUGUUGGUAGUACCCAUUUGAACGUCACCCAGCAGUUCGUCUGGGCCGAGGAAAGCAUGAAGAAGAGAUGUCUCUACGAUCUUCUGAUGGCAAUGCCUCCAUCCCGUACCAUCGUCUUUGUCAACAACAAGACUCAGGCCGAUUUCAUCGAUGAUUUCUUCCGUGCGUUCAAGACCGCAAAGUCUCCCAUCUUGAUUGCCACUGCCAUCUCAGCUCGUGGUCUCGAUAUCAAGAAUGUCAUGCACGUUGUCAACUACGACUUGCCUUCUAUUAAUCACGGCGGUAUUGACGAGUACAUCCAUCGCAUUGGCCGUACCGCACGUAUUGGUAACCCAGGUCUAGCCACCUCGUUCUACAACGACAAGAACUCCGACAUCGCCGGCGACCUGGUCAAGAUCCUCAUUGAAUCCAAACAAGUCAUUCCUGACUUCCUGCAGGGCGAGGCUCCUCCAGAUGGUGUUCUCAACUUUGACGAUGACACUGACGAGGAGGGUGGUGACGGCGACAACGCCGGUGCCGACGACGUCUGGGGAGCUCCGCCUCCCCCUGCAGCUGCUGCCGGCUUCGCAGAGGCCCCAGCUGUCAACACCGAUACCCAAGGCGCCUGGUCUGGUCCUGCCGAUGGGAACUGGUAA